UGGAGCGGUGCUGACAUGGCACCGCCUGCCGAUGACGUGCGCGGCCUGUUUCGCCAGGAACUCAGGUGGGGCCCGCAACUUCUACUGCGUAUUUUAAUAAUUUUCCUUGGCCGCCCCAAUUUGUCGUCUCUUGCGUCGUUCGCUCCUUCGCUUCGCCGUUUUUUUCUUCUGUUUUUUUUUUUUUCUUCUUUUACCCUUCUCCGCUUGAUAACCUCCACCAUCUUCUUCUCUUCGUCGUCGUCUUACACUUCUCCGUCCUCCUCGUCUCGCCUCAGCGCUUGCCUUGUCUUCGGCGAUCUAUUCUCGGCUAACCGGGGCGUUUCGAUCCCAAGAGGCGGCUCCUUUCGGCGGGAUCCGGCGUUUCGAUCCCAAGUGGCUGAUUUGGGAGCGAUUCGUGCAGGAUUCAGCUUCUCGAGCGCCGUCCGAAAGGAAAGGAGGCAGCUUGCUUCGCCUCUCUGUGCUUUCCUAAUUCGAUUUCUGAUUCUUGUCGGUACUGCUCCGUCUCUGCGCACGAUGGCGGGAAGCAACGAGGUGAACGCCAACGAGUCAAAGAUGGUGGUUCCCCUCCACACAUGGGUUCUCAUCUCCAACUUCAAGCUGGCCUACAACAUGGUCCGCCGCCCUGAUGGCACCUUCGAUCGACACCUAGCCGAAUUCCUCGACCGCAAGGUCCCCGCCAAUGCCUCACCAGUCAACGGCGUCGUCUCCUUCGACAUCCUCAUCAACCGCGCUAGCAACCUCCUCGCGCGCAUCUACCGCCCCGCACCUCCCAACUCCUCUCACCCCGCCACGCCCCUGGCAGGUCUUCACCACCCUCCCUCGCCAGACCCGUUCCCCGUCAUCAUCUUCUACCACGGCGGCAGCUUCGCCCACUCCUCUUCCAACACUGCCAUUUACGACUCCCUCUGCCGCCGCUUCGUCUCCCUCUGCGGCGCUGUAGUCAUCUCGGUCGACUACCGGAGAUCACCGGAGCACAGGUAUCCCUGCGCUUAUGAUGACGGAUGGGAAGCCCUCAAGUGGUCUUCCACUGAACCAUGGCUCCACAGUGGCAAGGAUUCUAAGCUUCGGGUCUUCCUCUGUGGUGACAGCUCCGGGGGCAAUAUUGCUCACCAUGUAGCUGUGAGAGCCGCAGAGUCAGGGAUCGAUGUGUCAGGCAACAUUCUUCUCAACCCCAUGUUCGGUGGAAAUCGCCGAACCGACUCCGAGGUGAGGCUGGAUGGGAAAUACUUCGUCACCAUUCAGGACAGAGAUUGGUAUUGGAAGGCAUAUCUCCCAGAAGGAGCUGACAGGGAUCACCCAGCCUGCAAUCCCUUCGGCCCAAACGGUGGGACUCUCAAAGAGCUUCCGUUCACAAGGAGCCUCGUCAUAGUUGCGGGCUUGGAUCUUGUCCAGGAUUGGCAAUUGGCCUAUGUUGAGGGAUUAAAGAAGGCAGGCAAAGAUGUGAAGCUUGUGUACCGUGAACAGGCCACAAUUGGGUUCUAUUUGUUGCCAAACACUGACCAUUUCUAUGAGGUAAUGGAGGAGAUUAAGAACUUUGUCAGUUCUAACCUAUAGUCCACAUGCAGCAUGGCACAACGUAAAAUGCAGGUAUAUAAGCUCUAUAUUACAUAGAAUCUAAAGUUGGCAGUCGAUGCAGCUGUGGUGUUUGCUACCUUUGCUGCUUCUUUGUUUACUUUGGUUGUUCGCUAGUGUCAAAGCAUUCACAGAGUUCAGACGAGUUAUUCUCAUCAAGGAGCUGUAUUAUAGAUAACUUUGUCAAAGGUGGAAUGACUGUUUCUUUUUUUUUUACAUCUUUCUACUGAUGUAGUAUUUUGUAUGCCUGAUCCAGUUCCUCAAAUUUGUGAGGUUGGAAGAUGGUGCUGAUUUUAUAGGUAACACAGUUUAUGUAAGAACUGCAGGUUAUCUUCUUUCUUUCCUGAGGUUUUAUCAGUGUUA
Messenger RNA from Zingiber officinale, 1935 nucleotides. RefSeq names its product gibberellin receptor GID1C-like. Gene Ontology annotation, molecular function: gibberellin binding; hydrolase activity. The record is from RefSeq and is a predicted model, not a curated record. Gene Ontology annotation, biological process: positive regulation of gibberellic acid mediated signaling pathway; raffinose family oligosaccharide biosynthetic process; floral organ morphogenesis. The transcript is spliced from 2 exons. Gene Ontology annotation, cellular component: nucleus; cytoplasm. The coding region runs from base 16 to 1554 and encodes 512 amino acids. Lineage: Eukaryota; Viridiplantae; Streptophyta; Magnoliopsida; Zingiberales; Zingiberaceae.